AUGGCGACUGAGGGACUGAAAGUGCUCCAGGAAAUUUUCAGAAACCCACAGGUCGUCGACCAUCUCGCUAAUGCUCCAGAAGCUUGGUUAUGGUCUCUCUUGAACAGCGUGGUGUCGGCGGUGCCGUUUCCUAAGCUUCAAUUGGUGCCGCCAACGAUUGUAACCAUUGUCACAGCAUUGUUCGCGAUACUCAAUCCAGGAUACAUCGAGGAGCAUUUUAAAGGACCAGAAUUUUACGCUACUCCGAGAAGUCAUUUACGCGCCCAGUAUGAUUACGUCAUAGUUGGCGGAGGAACCGCGGGCUGCUUGCUCGCCAACCGUCUCUCGGCGAAAAGCUCCGUCCUGCUGAUCGAAGGUGGAUCCACAACCAACAUACUGAAUCAUGUCCCCUUGCUGAAUGCCGUGAAUUUCAGAGAACCGUCUCUGGGACUUGACUGGAUGUACAAUUCGGUCGAGCAGAAAUUCGCUUUCCAGAGAGUUAGGGACCGGAGAGCUCAUAUGGGAGGAGGUAAAGGGAUUGGUGGAUCGUCACACAUAAACUUCCAGAUAUAUUCGAGAGGCUGGGAUGAGAAUUACGAUCGCUGGGAACGAGUGUAUGGUGCAACCGGUUGGAAUUCGUCGGAGAUGUUGCACUACAUGAAGCUGCACGAGAACGUCCACAACGAGCCCCGGCUUAAAGAAGACCGGCAUGGUAACGACGGCGAAUUAUCGGUUAUGAUCAGUCCGCUGGGCGAGCGAAGGCAACCUUUGAUCGAAGCUUGGCUCGAAGCGGGAGCAAGAGUCACAUCGUCAGCGGUUGUCGACGAUCACAACGGAAACCAGGGCGUUGGAUUCUCGGUGAUUCAGACAACGAUAGAUCCGCUCAAAGGAUCUAGUUCCCAUUCCGGGAGAGCUUUCAUCGAUCCGAUCAGAGAAGAACGGAAAGAGAGACUCCAUAUCCUCCUGAAUUCCAUGGUUGAAAAGGUUCUUCUCGAUGGGAAUCAAGUUGCAACUGGCGUUGAGGUUCUCACCCCUUCCAUUGAUGGCGAAGCCGGUUCCCCCGCUCAGAAACGAGAGCGAAUCACGAUCAAGGCCGCCGGAGAAGUCAUACUAUCGGCAGGCUCGGCGAGAUCACCCCAAAUACUCAUGCUGUCUGGCAUUGGCCCCAGAGAGGAGCUAGAAACUCAUGGGAUCCCCGUCAAGGUAGAUCUGCCAUCCGUUGGCGCCAAUCUCCACGACCACGUCUUGUCGUUCGGUCAAGCAGUAUCUUUCAAGUCCAGGAAGAAUGAACGACCCGGGAAAGGAUGGUUCGAUAUGGAGCUCGGGGAGCUCCACAAAUUCUUCGCAAACCGAACUGGGAUGUUUAUGUCGGCAUGCGGCGUGCUCGGUUUAUCUUUUAUUCACUCUCCAAUAUCGGACGAUCGGAAGCUCCCGGACAUCGAGAUGAUCGCCGUGGACAUGUCGCUGGGAGCGCCGAUGAGCAAUGGGGCAAUGUUCAAGUUCGGAGUGAGACCAGAAGAUAUGUCCCUAUUCACAAGGGGCACCGGAGCCCAUGGAAACCAGAAUGGCUUCAUCGUUUCGAGCGUUCUGGAACGAGGCAAAUCCCGCGGCAAGGUUCGACUGCAGUCCCACAGCAUCGAGGACCAUCCGAUCAUGGACUUGCAAUACCUGAGCGAUCCUCACGAUGUCGACGUUUUGGUCGAGGCUUUCAAAUACACGAAGGAGUCGAUCGCUCCGCUGGCCAAAUUUGGAGCAGAGUACGCUCUCACGAGGGCUCCCGGCUGUGAUUCGGGCGAUCUGGACUCGGACGAAUACCUGCGCUGCCAUGUGAAAAGCUACACAAUGAGUCUCUGGCACAUGGCGGGAACAUGUCGCAUGGGUGCCUCUGACGAUCCUUCAUCUGUGGUAGAUCCGGAAUUGCGAGUCCGGGGAGUCCGUAACUUGCGAGUUGUCGACGCCUCUGUGAUACCGGAAGAAACUAGCGGCCAUAUGGUAGCUACGGUGUACGGGAUCGCUGAGAAAGCUGCUCAUAUGAUUCUGAAUCGAAAGACGCCGAAGGAAGAGCUGUGAUGAUGACUUUGUAUAUCGACAGAGAUUCCUCGAGAUCAUCAUUUUAUUUUAGUUCGGAGAACUUAUUUCUUGAAUAACACGCUGAGCUGAAACGUCAGUCUGACUACA
Galendromus occidentalis (western predatory mite) is the source of this 2157-nucleotide messenger RNA. RefSeq names its product alcohol dehydrogenase [acceptor]. Bases 1 to 2049 code for a protein of 682 amino acids. The record is from RefSeq and is a predicted model, not a curated record. Gene Ontology annotation, molecular function: flavin adenine dinucleotide binding; oxidoreductase activity, acting on CH-OH group of donors. NCBI's taxonomy places the organism in Eukaryota, Metazoa, Arthropoda, Arachnida, Mesostigmata, Phytoseiidae. The transcript has 12 exons.